Molecule: messenger RNA, 957 nt
Organism: Penicillium brevicompactum
Lineage: Eukaryota; Fungi; Ascomycota; Eurotiomycetes; Eurotiales; Aspergillaceae
Product: serine hydrolase-domain-containing protein
Exons: 2
Coding region: 1-957 (318 amino acids)
Cellular component (GO): cytoplasm; nucleus
Source: RefSeq, a predicted model, not a curated record
AUGAAUCCCAAAGAGCACGCAUAUGACUCGACCAAAUUCCGGAUCUUGAUGAUCCAUGGAUUUGCCGGCAGUCCAUCAGAAUUUCGCACCAAAUCAAGCCGAAUCGUCCAACGAAUCAAUGAGCUGGUCACCCCGCAGAUCCUCGAAGAAUAUCCUGGAGGCAUCGAGUUCUUAUACCCCAAUGGACCAUGGACCCUCGAGGCUCCGAUCGGGAUGGGUGGAGAUGUCAAGGAUGACGAUAAAGCAGAAUCCAAGUUCUACGCAUGGUGGCAUGGUCUGGACACCACAAGCAGAUACAAAGGUGUAGAAGCUGGGCUAUCUUCUAUCGCGCGCUACAUCCACGGACGACCCAUCCAUGCCAUCGUUGGAUUCUCUCAGGGGGCUGCCUUGGGAGGUAUGAUUACAUCGCUUCUGGAGUGCCACAACAACCCGGAUAAAGCUGCCGUGGUACGCUCUCAGGGCCUCCCUGUCGAUGACUUCCUUGGAUUGCCAGGCCAGAAGCCAUUGAGAUUCUAUAUCGGAGUUGCGGGGUUCCGAGGAACAAUGGAAUACUACGGGAGUCUUUAUCGAUACCAGUUGCAGACACCGUCCUGUCAUGCUAUCGCGAAGUUCGACACGAUGGUUGAGCACUAUCAAACCAUGGACCUGGUCCACUGCUUCGAAACAUAUGAGAUCGUGCACUACUUCGGAUCUCACUAUACCCCCCGGGACAGUUCAACUGUCGAUUAUUUAGCAAACUUUGCUCUGAGAAACUCCCGUGGAGAAUCAUCUUCACUUUUCAGACCCUCGUCACCAAUAUCUCAAGCGGAUAGCGAAGAAAGCUAUACCACGGCACGGUCUGAUCGCUCUGCGAGACUGUUCCCCACAUGGCAAAAGCCGUUGAGAAAGACGAACGUUACCGUGGGUGGGCGAUUGGGGGUGCCUCAAAUCAGACGUGUCCGAUCAUUCAACUGGUGA